Messenger RNA from Zingiber officinale, 1055 nucleotides. Its product is annotated as secretory carrier-associated membrane protein 2-like. NCBI's taxonomy places the organism in Eukaryota, Viridiplantae, Streptophyta, Magnoliopsida, Zingiberales, Zingiberaceae. The record is from RefSeq and is a predicted model, not a curated record. The transcript is spliced from 12 exons. The coding region runs from base 127 to 1002 and encodes 291 amino acids. Gene Ontology annotation, biological process: protein transport. Gene Ontology annotation, cellular component: trans-Golgi network membrane; recycling endosome membrane.
AGUUCGUUUUUUUUUUAUUAUUGCCUAGUCCAGACGGCGAUUAGAAAAGCAACCAAAUCAAGAGGAAAGCUUUUAAAGUCUAACGCCAACUUGUUCCUUCUUCCCUCCCUUCUCGUGGAGCUUUCGAUGCUCAUGGCGAGGCGCAACGAUAGCAACCCUUUCGAGGAGGAAGAGGACGUCAAUCCCUUCGCGAAUCCACCAAGUAUUCCUCCUGUGUCAAAUUCCAGGCUUUUGCCGCUUCCUUCAAAACCUGCUGGUUUCUACAAUGACUAUGGAGCCACCAUUGAUAUUCCUCUAGAUACAUUGAAUGCUCUGAAGAAAAAGGAGAAGGAACUUAAAAUCAAGGCAGAACAACUAAAUAAGAGGGAAACGGAACUUAAACGCAGAGAAGAGGCAGCAGUUCACGCUGGUAUUGUGAUAGAGGAAAAGAACUGGCCACCAUUUUUUCCUAUUAUACAUCAUGAUAUUGCUAGUGAGAUACCUAUCCACGUGCAGCAAUUGCAGUAUGUUGCAUUUGCAUCAUUACUAGGGUUGGUUGCAUGCCUCUUUUGGAAUUUUAUGGCAGUUACAGCAGCCUGGAUCGGGGGUGAAGGCGUGAAGAUCUGGUUCCUUGCCAUCAUCUACUUUAUUUCCGGUGUUCUUGGAGCUUAUUUCUUAUGGUAUAGACCUCUUUAUCGCGCAAUGAGGACUGAAAGUGCUUUGAGCUAUGGAUGGUUUUUCUUGUUUUAUCUGCUACAUAUAGCAUUUGUUGUUUAUGCAGCUGUGGCUCCUCCAAUUAUCUUUAAGGGAAAAUAUCUGGCAGGAAUCCUUGCCGCGGUGGAUGUCAUUGGUGAUCAUGUUAUUGUCGGGAUCUUCUACUUCAUUGGUUUUGGAAUGUUCUGCCUAGAAUCAUUAGUCAGCAUCUGGGUCCUUAAGCAAGUAAACAUGUAUUUCCGAGGGGGCGGUCAAGCUGCAGAGAUGAGACGGGAGGCAGCACGAAGUGCCAAGAGAGCAGCGAUAUGAUCGAUGGACGGACUUUGCGGGUAACCGACAACGAGAAAUGUGAUAACGAUCGG